Messenger RNA from Oryza brachyantha (malo sina), 2307 nucleotides. RefSeq names its product protein FLOURY ENDOSPERM 6, chloroplastic. The transcript has 9 exons. The record is from RefSeq and is a predicted model, not a curated record. The coding region runs from base 219 to 1868 and encodes 549 amino acids. Lineage: Eukaryota; Viridiplantae; Streptophyta; Magnoliopsida; Poales; Poaceae.
GGCUACAGCUCGCAGCAGCAGCAAGGUUGCAAAUUGCCAAAUCCGUUUCUGCGGGGGGGAGAGAGAGAGAGAGAGAGAGAGGGUGAGGUGGCACUGGCAGUGGCCGCGUCUCCUCCUCAUCUUUUUCUCGUCUCGUCGCCGCCUCGGCCUCCCGCCUCCCGAGCGGCGUCGCGACCCACGCCACGCGGGCGGAGCAGCAGCACCGAAAUGCGACCGCGAUGCGCCCCUCCCUCCUCCCGCUCCCGCUCCUCCUCCCCCUGACCCCCCCGCCGCCGCCCCGAACCCUAACCCUACCCUCCCGCCCUCGCCGGCGCGGGCGGCUCCUCCUCCUCGCCGCGGCGCACGGCCCCUCCUCCUCCUCCUCUUCCUCCCCCUCGCCGACGCCGCACGGUCACCGCCGCGUGUACCGUCGCCAGCGCGCGCCGAGCCCGUCGCCGCGGACGCAGGACAGGGGGAGGCAGAGGACGCCGUCCAAUGUGGUGGGGCGCCGUGGGGAGGAGGAGCUGGAGGAGGCGAUCUACGAGUUCAUGCGGCGGUCCGACAAGCCCGGGGCGUUCCCCACCCGCGCCGAGCUGGUGGCCGCGGGCCGGGCCGACCUCGCGGCCGCGGUGGACGCCAGCGGGGGGUGGCUGUCGCUCGGGUGGCCCUCCGGUGACGCAGCCGCGGCCGCGGAGGAGGGGGGACCUGGCGCAGGCAGGGCCUCCUCGUCGGUCGGCGUGCACCCUGACUACCCGCCCGAGGCGACGGUGGCGGCCGCCGGCUCUGACCUAGCGCAGGGCCCCGCGUGGGCGUCCUCGAGGGAGGAGGCGGAAGCGUCGCCGUCUGGGCGGCAGCCGGAGACGGAGGAGAAUACGGAGACGAAUUUCGGGCCUGGUUUGGAGGGGAUGCUUACCAGGCUGCAGAAGGAAAGGGAGCGGGCACGGCCGCUCCCACGGAGCAGUGCUGGAGCGGGAGGACAUGGUGACAAUGUUGCUUUAAUGGGUCAGAGUGGAGCACCCAGUCACUCUGGGACUGGUGGCAGGUACACUCCGAAGUUACCUGAGAAUGGACAUAUACAUAGUUCUCAUCCUCAAAAUGGAGCACUAGAACACAACAAAGCCUCAAAGAGUUUGACUAACGAUGCAUGGCGAACGUGGUCCCUUGACAAGGGUGGUUUUUCAGAUUUUCAAGCUGCUGAAAUCCAUUCAACUAACAGCAGGAAAUCAUUUGGACAUGAUGGCAUAGACAUUGUGCUUGCACAAGAUGAUGUUCACAGGCCAUCUAAUGGUGUGGCUGUACAUGAUUAUGGUAUUAAUGAUGUAGACUCUGAAAGAGUUGAUAUACAUGCACGGCUUCAAAAUUUGGAGUUGGAUCUUACUACCGCUCUUCAUACAUUAAGAUCAAGGUUCGACAAGGUUAUAUCAGAUAUGUCAGAAGGUGAUGGAGCUAAUGUGCCCAAUGGGCUCUCCGAUGACUGGGAAUUCGAAGAGACAAAAGUAAUGCAAGCUCAGGAAGAGCUGCGGUCAAUCCGUGCUAAAAUAGCAGUGUUAGAAGGGAGGAUGGCACUGGAGAUAAUUGAGAAGAACAAAAUAAUUGAAGAGAAACAAAGAAGGCUUGAUGAAGCUGAGAAGGCCUUGAGUGAGCUCCGUACUGUUUAUAUUGUAUGGUCUAAUCCUGCUUCAGAGGUUCUGUUGACUGGAUCUUUUGAUGGCUGGACAAGUCAGAGAAGAAUGGAAAAAUCAGAAAGAGGCACCUUUUCCUUAAACCUGAGAUUGUAUCCUGGUAGAUAUGAGAUUAAAUUUAUCGUUGAUGGUGUUUGGAGGAAUGAUCCUCUGCGUCCCCUUGUAAGCAACAACGGGCAUGAAAACAACCUUCUGACUGUCAGUUGACUUGAAGCUGCAUGUGUCAGUUCUGGUAGCAUUUUUGUAGAUUGUUAUCUAGAUCUUUGUCAACAUGAUUAGGCCAAUUCUUCCAGAACGGAAACAAAAAUAUGUGCCGGCUGGCUAGCUCAGUUCCUCCUUGUAAUUAAUCCGUUUCGCCGCAAGUCAUUACCGCCCACCCCUUCUUUUUUUGUAGAGAUUCUUACAACUUAAGCAGUGUAGGGUGCUGUCAAAAUGCCUCACCUUGUUAGAUAGGAGAAGAGAAUAGUUGUUUAUUCUUUUCUUCCCUCUCCUUUCUCCCCGGAGAAGUAUAGUUUUUGUGAUGGGCAUUCCGCUUUCAGGUGUGUUUGUACACCUUGAUUGAUUGAAUGAUGGUUUGUUACUGUGCAUAGCUUGUGGUGUCAAAACAGUCCGUUUUAACCUUCUGACCUCACUCGUGAAUUCUGGA